AUGGGCUGCUUCACAAUUUCUCUACUCAUUCUUCUGAUUUCCUCGUCAUUCUCGCACGUCACAUCAAUAUUCCAUGUCGAAGGCAGAAAAUUACAAGAGGGGAAUGCAAGUUCAAGGACAGUGGAAGUAGAGAACAGGGCGUGGCGGGUUCGAAUCGGGUCGAGCCCACCUCGUUGCGAACGGAUAUGCGGGCCUUGCAGCAGGCCCUGUGGGGCUGUUCAAGUGCCCACCACAAACCCACGUAUUAAGGCCCAAAUCGAAAACUCGAGCUCCAGUGAUGAUAAUAGCAAUUAG
Molecule: messenger RNA, 294 nt
Organism: Striga hermonthica
Lineage: Eukaryota; Viridiplantae; Streptophyta; Magnoliopsida; Lamiales; Orobanchaceae
Source: the annotation of a GenBank genome assembly